Messenger RNA from Pungitius pungitius (ninespine stickleback), 881 nucleotides. RefSeq names its product RNA polymerase II, I and III subunit E, b (gene polr2eb). Gene Ontology annotation, molecular function: DNA binding. Gene Ontology annotation, biological process: DNA-templated transcription. Gene Ontology annotation, cellular component: RNA polymerase III complex; RNA polymerase II, core complex; RNA polymerase I complex. Bases 132 to 764 code for a protein of 210 amino acids. The transcript has 8 exons. Lineage: Eukaryota; Metazoa; Chordata; Actinopteri; Perciformes; Gasterosteidae. The record is from RefSeq and is a predicted model, not a curated record.
UGGCGUGACGUCAUCAGAUUGCGCCGAUCAACUGAAACGUGCGUCGCGUUGCGACGAAUCUGAUAAAUUAAAAAACCAACAAUAAAUCAUCUUUAGAUCAAAUCUACAGCAAGUGAAUCAUUUGAGACAAUAUGGAUGACGAAGAGGAAACCUACAGGCUUUGGAAGAUUCGUAAAACCAUCAUGCAGCUGUGCCAUGACAGAGGUUACCUGGUGACACAGGACGAGCUGGACCAGACCCUGGAUGAGUUCAAGAGUCAGUUUGGAGACAAGCCCAGCGAGGGUCGCCCCAGACGCACGGACCUCACUGUGCUGGUGGCGCACAACGACGACCCCACCGACCAGAUGUUUAUUUUCUUUCCUGAGGAGCCAAAGGUGGGAAUCAAGACGAUCAAGAUGUACUGUCAGAGGAUGCAGGAGGAGAACAUCACACGAGCCAUCAUCGUUGUCCAGAUGGGCAUGACGCCGUCAGCCAAACAGUCUCUCGUUGACAUGGCACCCAAAUACAUAUUGGAACAGUUCCUCCAGCAGGAGCUGCUCAUUAACAUCACAGAGCACGAGCUUGUUCCAGAACACAUCGUUAUGACGAAAGAGGAAGUGGUGGAACUUCUGGGACGAUACAAAUUAAAGGAGAGUCAGUUGCCGAGGAUUCAGGCUGGUGACCCUGUGGCUCGAUACUUUGGCUUGAAAAGAGGACAGGUGGUGAAGAUCAUCAGACCCAGUGAAACCGCUGGGAGGUACAUCACAUACAGACUGGUGCAGUGACAGACAGAUUACUUCAUUGAAGGUCCAGUGACAAUUAUAAUUUGACAUCAGUCUGCUUUGGAGUUCUUUAAAUAGUUUUUAUUUGUAAUGAUUUUGUAAAAUAAACUAUUAAAAAUG